GGCGGUGUGGGCGCGCUCGCCAUACACGUUGAAGUCGGCGGGCCCAAGCUCGUCGCUUAUAAUGCUCGGUCCGUCGUCGACGUCGCCCUCCUUUGCUUACCAUCAGUCAAUGUCCACGUCGGGCUGCACCCUCACAUCCCUGCAUAAUUGCUCGCUCUCACAUCACCUAACAUGUCUACAAGCUCGCACAGCGACUCCGCGUCCACGUCGCGCUCCCCACCUAUGAAGGCCUCCCGCAGAAUGUGGCCGUCUGCCGACGACCAGGCUCAUCGCCAGGAAUCACCCGGCGUAGAUCCCCGCCUGCUCAUUGGGAAAGUCCUUAAGGGCAUCCGUCGGUCGCCCGCUCACCCCUGCGUCACACUCUACUUCACCGAUAACACCUCAUACCAAGUUCGUGUCGACGGCUACGACCCGAAACAUCGCGGCAUUCCGAAAACGCUCGAGUCAGACUCCAACUUCGAGCCGUAUCUCGCCAGCCCAGGCGAGCACUUUGACGUCCACCUCACCGUUGUCAACGCAGCGAAGGUCACGCUGUCGGAUAAGGCGUUCGAUGCGGGCGGAAGGGGGACCAGGUGGGACCAGGCGCAUUCGGGGAUCGCGCUGAAGUUUGAGGAGGAUGGGCAUUGGCGUUGCAUUUGGGCGCAGCUGGCGGAAUACGACGAUCGUCACCCUGUAACAUGCACGUUCCGGAGCUACCACGAUGUCUACCUUGACGUGGUCCGACCACCCUCCAAGAAGCCCAAAUCAAACCGACGGAGGGGCCGUAAUCGGCGUUGAGUUGCUCUGGUGUAGGUUUGAACAGUAUUGGGGUGCAGAUGUGUGAUGACUGCCAUUUGGUUCGUGACGGACACUUGAGCUGUAUCCCAAGAACUCUCUACCUUGUACCUUGUACGCGCGUGUACGAUUUCCCGAUAUCUCUGUUGUACCUUGUACUAGUAUUGCACGGAUGGAAGACAAAUCUUAUUGACAUUGGAAUGGUGCCUGAUUCCUCAUAGUUGACACUCUGUCACCAACCAUUUGAUGCUGGAUAUCGU
This is a messenger RNA of Rhodofomes roseus, 1034 nucleotides long. RefSeq lists its product as uncharacterized. Lineage: Eukaryota; Fungi; Basidiomycota; Agaricomycetes; Polyporales; Fomitopsidaceae. The coding region runs from base 172 to 777 and encodes 201 amino acids. The transcript has 2 exons. The record is from RefSeq and is a predicted model, not a curated record.